GCAGAAAUCAACUCAUGUGUUCUUACAUGCAAUUGCUCACGUCACGGCAGGUUCGUCACCAAUCGCAUCGUUUACACACGACACAAAAUAGAUAGACGCGCUCACGGACCGACAGACACCUAUGGGCGUUGGUGUCCGUUCCGUGCACAGAGAUAGCAACUUGAGCAAAUGACAUGUAUCGCUCACACACGAGUCCGUUCGGACCGCCACGCGCCCACACCCACACAUGUGGCCCGCCCAUGCAGGCAAAAAGAGCCAGCCCCACACAGACAGACAGACAGACAACGCACACACGACACAGACAGACACACGUGACUAAAGCAGGCAGGCACACAGACACACAUGAACAAAGUAAAGAGCCAGCCAGCAGCCCCACACACGCACACCCACACGCAUACGCCAUCCACCGCACACACACUCACAAACAGAGCGUAUACACCUCAUCUAUAUGUCAUGGUUUGGUGGAGCUCUUGAGGUAGGCAGUCCACUGGAUGGAGAACCACACAAUCUUGACGGCCUGGGUGUGCUCGCAACCCUCGCACGCCCCACUGCACACACCAAACCAGACAAACAGAAACGCGCAGAUGCGAGCACCGUGCAGUGGGUCUCACCGCCCGGCUCUUCGUCACUCACCUGUGUAUGCGCCACCUGGCCUGUGGCUGUUGGAAGCAGAGCUUGACGCUCUCGCUCUGCAGCACCUUGGACGACACGCCGUGGAAAUGCCGCAGCCAACACGACAGCUCCGCCACGUCCUUCUCGUCAAACGACGUGGGCAGCCCAGUGGCCUCGUCAGGCACCCACCUGCACACCAUGGACCCACAAUGCCAAACGCACAAGGCCAUCUUGUCUUGGUGGCUGGCGGACUGCAGAUGCCUCUCUCCCCUUUCUCCAUCCCUGUUGGCCUAGUCGUGUACCCACCUGGAUCUGUCAAACGGCACAAUCACGGCGGCACAUGCGUUCAGCUGAGAGCGGAACCUCUUGUGGUCCGGCUGACUGUAGAAAUGGAAGGUCUCCGAGGGCAGUGUACCCUUCCUGGCGUGCGAGAGGAACACGUGCAGCACCUCCCGCGCCAGCGGCUCCAGCGUGGCCCGCCUGGCCUCCAAUCGCUCCUUGAUGCUCUGCUGCCGGUUCUUCUCGCGGGCGUCUUCAGUGAUCUCGCGGAGCACCUCGUCGUUGGGCAGGAGGGGGUCUGCGAUGAGUGAGGGCUCCGGUGAGAGGGAGUAGAAGCGGCACUCCCGCUUGACGUGCCUGUCGAGGGACGAGGGCACGUCCCAUGUGCCUGAAGAAGACAAGACGCACAGAGACGAAAGAUGUCCUGCCAACGGAUUCAUUGCAUGUUGGUCUGUUGUGUGUGUGCGUGCGCACCGUACCUGAUCUGAGGUAGUCGAGUCUGCAGAAUCCCCGCCCGACAUGGAUCAGGCAGACACACACACAGGCAGCCAGACUCGUGUGCUCAGUCAGAUGCUCAUGCAGAUCUGCAUAUGGGUGAUUCCCUACAUGUAUUCGAAGUAUCGGCCGUUUCUGUCGAUGAAGAGAAAGCCCUCCUCGUCCUGUGGCAGAAGAAGCCUCCCCGUCAGGAUGCCGUCGAAGAACGAGGGACUCCCCUGCUGCAGAGUGCCUUCUGUCGUGACGAAGCCUUUCAGACACAUUCAACAGCAGACAGACACAUAAAUCCGGCUGGCUGGGAUCCACUUGGCGGCGUCUGUUCUGGUGUGUGAUCUGCUUACGCUUUCCACCGACAUUCAGCUUGACAAGCCCUCCCCUGAACAAUGGCGCCGGAACUCUUGCAACGUCAGUGGUCGGCGUCGGGCUUGGAUUGCUGCAUUCGCUCUCUCCUGCAGCUGAUCUCAUCCUACUGCAGCCGUCCACUCUUGGAGAGG
Molecule: messenger RNA, 1880 nt
Organism: Vitrella brassicaformis
Lineage: Eukaryota; Vitrellaceae
Source: the annotation of a GenBank genome assembly